Molecule: messenger RNA, 2694 nt
Organism: Acanthochromis polyacanthus (spiny chromis)
Lineage: Eukaryota; Metazoa; Chordata; Actinopteri; Pomacentridae
Product: interleukin-9 receptor
Exons: 8
Coding region: 304-1659 (451 amino acids)
Biological process (GO): immunoglobulin mediated immune response; cytokine-mediated signaling pathway
Cellular component (GO): external side of plasma membrane
Molecular function (GO): cytokine receptor activity; protein binding
Source: RefSeq, a predicted model, not a curated record
CAAGUAAAACAGCCUCUGGUUUAGGACAGGAUGUGUUAUUGUUGUGCAGCAUUUUAUGAGAAGUCAUACUAAAGUCAAUGUACUGUAUGACAGACAGUUUGGUUACACUACAGCUGCACCCCUUUCACACAGUUUCAUUUACAGCCACUGCCUCAAAAAAGCACAUCCUCUCCCACCACUGACAUGUGAGUAACAGCUCUGGGUGUGAAAAGACUGACUGGUACCUCCCCCUCUCAGUCUGCAAUAUUAAAAGUGCUUUAUGAGAGUUGUGGGGCAGCAUGACUUCUUCUAAGGGCUGAAGUGAUGUCCGGGCUGAGGAUGAAGCUGACGCUGCUCAUUGUGUUUCUGCUCAGGUCCAGCUGGCUGCAUGGAAAUCCCACCACAGGAGUGGACCACGAUCUCCACUGUGUGACUGAUUACUUGGUCACCGUCAACUGCACCCUGAACAUCGCUCCAUCAGGAAACAUUUCAAACAGCAGCAGCUCCUACUGGCUCAAUUUCACAGAAACAUUUACAAAAGAUAACUAUUUGUGCAUGCUGACAAACACCACAGAGGGUUAUUUCUGCUCCUUUAAAACAUCCGACUCUUUUCCUGAUGAAGACUAUGAUUACUCAGCAACCUUUGCAGAUUUAGACUCCUAUGAAAUCUGCCUUUGUCUUGGUGGAAGCGAUGCCUGUGUGCUGCUGGAUGAAGAAUUUUCGCCUACGAUGAACAUUAAACCAAACACACCGUGCUGCCUCACCGUGAACCAAAAUUCAAGUCAACAUCACUUUACAUGGAUGAGCACCUAUGAGAAGUACAGUCUGUCUAAGGACCUGCGGUAUCAGCUCCACUUCUACAAAAGAGGAGACAAACACAAGGACACAUUGCGUGAUAUUAACACAGACACUGAACGCUAUUCUGUGGAUGAUGAGUGGUUUGUGCCAGACACUGAGUACGGUGCCAGAGUACGGUCCAGUCCUAAUAUGGCUCAUUACCAGGGCCAGUGGAGCGACUGGUCUGCUGAGGUUCACUGGAAGACAGAACCAGUCGAGGACGGUUUUGCACCAAACAUUAUCACGUCUGAAGUGGGUAAGAAGGUGUUCAUCCCCUUAGGUGUGAUGGCACUACUGGUCAUACUUCUCUGCUACGCCCCUGCUAAAAAGUGGAAGCAAAGUGCCUUUAUUCCAAAUCCAGCUCCAUAUUUUGACACACUGUACAACGACUGCCAGGGAGAUUUCAAGAGCUGGGUGGUUACACAGGAAAGCACGGCAGCCAUGUCGAAAGCAGAGGAAACGCUGCACAUCGACACCCUGACCAAAUGUGCAGACGCCCAGGAGGAAGAGAAGGAGGAGCGUCCGCCCCAACUUCACCUGCAGGUGAUGGAGGACAGCGCGUACAGCAAUAUGACAAUCCCAGUGUGUGAUGAAGCUCUGCUGGGCGUCCCGUAUGCCGUCUCCACUAUGGCUCCACCGUCGGACCAGAAGGAUGAUCUGGAAAGUCUGACCCUGAGCUCAGGGCCGCAGAGUCCAGGUGCAGACUCGGGCUGUUGGCUCAGCAGCAACACGUCCCUGGAGAACCUGGAGAAGGAUCCUCCAUGGUACUGCAAUGAGUACUGCACCCUGAGCGCCUUCCAGCAGUCUGGUUCUGUCACAGCAGGGUACUGUGGGAGCUUGUAAACAAACAGGCAGUGGAUGAGGAAGCAUAAAAUUCAGUUUUUGUAGGACAGCAAAAGGGGGAAGUCGUAUUUUAAACCAUGUAAGGCCCUAAAGUUAAGUGAAAUGGGUGGACAGAAGAAAAUGUAAUACUUCUGCACGUUCCAAGUGCUUAAAACUCAAAGUAGCCACAGUAUGCAAAGAUAUUUAGUCAACAGGGCUGCAACUAAUGAUUAUUCCCACUGUCUUGAUUGUUACAUUAGUCAUCCGCUCUAUAGAAUGUCAGAAAAUUGUGAUAAAUACAACCCAGCAUGACAUCCUCAAGUGUCUUUUUUGGCCCUAAACCUGAAAAUAUUAAGUCUACUGCCACAGAAAAAUGGGGGGAAACUGAGAAUGUUUAAAUACAUAUCACGCUGGGAUUUCAUUUUUCACGUUUUCUUCAGAAAUUUCUCAAAUUACCAUGAAAACAGCAUGAUUCAUUUAAUAAAUGUCAAGCGAUUAUUCACUGCAGCUCCACUGACCAUUUUAAUAAACAAGCUCAUAUUUUUGCAGCAUGUUUCUUAGUAUUUUGCAUAAUUUACAUAAGUACUAAUUGCAUAACUUUGUGCUUUUGCUAAGGGGUUGACUGAAACGAAUUGGGCUUAAACAGUUAUUUCAGCCAGCAUUAUGUCCUCGAAUGUUGUCCCCAGCCCACUCAUAUUUAGUUUACAGUCAAUUAAUGGGAAGAAACUGUAAAAUAUUCAACUACAUGAAGCUAAACAUCAACACAACUCAUGAUCAGGAGUCGACAAUUGGUUACUAGUCGUAGCUCUAUUUGCCGUUACUGUUAACAAGCUGCUUAUACAAGUUUUUUGUAUGUUUUUGCACAAUUUACAUGAUAUAUAUUAAUUGCAUUACCUUGUGCUUCUGUUGAGUAAAUGCGUAACGAAACCGCAGCUAAAAACAUCUAACAGAUCUUAAACUUACUUUUGUGACUACAUUUAUAUUGCUUGUCAAGGUAAAGUGAAGUUAUUGUAUACGUUCAUUUUCAUUUCUUUCAAUAAAGAAAACACCACGUUU